UCGAACUUGCAUUCGAAAACCUUCAAACAUAAAUAAGUGUUACAUUCAAUGAUUUAUUUUCCCUCACAUACUUCUUGACCAUCACUCCUAGCCUGUUUACAAAUCAUAUACCAGUAACAAGUAAAAGAUGACAUGGAAUUUACCAUUCUCUGCUUUCUUUCUACCAAGGUGCUGCCAUAAGAGAAAUGACCAAGUCGUCUUAAACAGGACCUACUGAGAAUGAAUAAAUCAGAAGUCUCUUGGUCGGCAACCCUGCUCGGCAAAAGAAUUUUCUACCUUGUAUAUUUGCUCAACUUUGGGCACACCGUCACAUAUGGACUAUUACCAAGUUCCAAGUGCAUGUUUUCUUUCAUCCGGUAUCUUACUCAUCCAAGUCACCUUUAGACCCUAUGAUCAAAGCUUGUAAUAUCAAAUCCAUGACCACGUAAAAUGCUGUAACAUUCAGUAUUUCAGUUUCUCUACUUCUAGUCUUCUACACUACCUCACAUAUAACAGUGUAUAAUUCUUUUCUUUCUUGAACAGUGGUGCCAUGGCCGUGCAUGUGACGCUCGUUAUGCAACUCUCAGUGAUGGCACUACUACUACCAGUCAUACUAGCAGCAGCUGAUCAAGCUCUUCUGCCUCAAGCUCUACCUGGCUGCACCGACCGCUGUGGUGAUCUUGUAAUUCCGUACCCAUUCGGCAUAGGUGAAGGUUGUUACCUUCGAAAGGAAUUUCAAAUCACUUGUGACCGAUCGACACGACCCCCAUCGGCAAACUGGACAGAUAGUAAUGUCCAUAUCACUAACUUCUGGCUAGCAGAAGGAGAGUUGCAAAUAAUGAGUUAUACUGCCCGAGAUUGUUAUGACCAGCAAGGCAAGGGAACCAACCAAAACAGCCCGGAGCUAACACUGGUUCCGCCUUACACCAUCUCCCCUACCAAAAACAAGUUCAUUGCCGUCGGCUGCGACACUUAUGCAAUCUUUACAGGAUACCGAGGGGAAGAAAGGUAUAUUACCGGGUGCAUGUCCUUGUGUAACAGCUUUGGCAGCCUUGAUGGUUCUUGCUCCGGCGUCGGUUGUUGCCAAACCUCCAUCCCUAGUGGAAUGAAAAACCGUACUGUCACAUUGAGUAGCUAUUAUAAUCACUCUGAUAUAUGGAGCUUCAACCCCUGCAGUUACGCUUUCAUUGUGCAAGAAGGGCAUUUUAAUUUCUCUAAUACAAGUUUUCAAGAACUGAAAGUCACUGAACAAGUGCCAAUGGUUCUUGACUGGGCAAUUGGGAAUGAACCAGACUCAUGUGAUGCAGCUGAAAAGAAGCAGGACUUUGCAUGCAAGAAAAAUAGCAAGUGCGUUAACCAUAACAAUAAGAAUGGUUAUGUUUGUCAAUGCCUUCCAGGUUAUGAAGGCAAUCCUUACCUCCCGGAUGGUUGUCAAGAUAUUGAUAACUGCAAGGAUUCAAACCCCUGCAAAAUUGGAAAAUGUGUAAAUUCACCUCCCGGAAAUUACUCAUGUUUUUGUCCAAAAGGAUACAUAAACGACAUCAUGGAUGAAAAGAACUGCAUCAAAGAAAAUCAUAAAAACCAAUCGAAGACCACUCUCCUGCUUGUUAUUUCAUUGAGUGUAAGUCUAGGCUUCCUGGUUAUGCUAGUCGGAAUUUCAAUGUUAUAUUGGGCAAUGAAGAAAAGAGAUUUCAUCAAACUGAAAGAGAAUUACUUCAGAGAAAAUGGUGGUCUGCUGUUACAGCAGAAGCUAUCUAGCCAAGGAAUGAAGACAGCAAAACUCUAUGGUGCAGAAGAACUCGAGAAGGCCACAAACUAUUACCAUGCAAGUACAGUCCUUGGUGAAGGAAGCUAUGGAACAGUCUACAAAGGAAUACUAGAUAACAAAGAGGUCGCUAUUAAAAAGUCCAAAAUUGGUGCUCGUUCACAGAUCGAUCAGUUUGUCAAUGAGGUGAUAAUUGUUUCUCAAAUAAACCAUAGAAAUGUUGUGAGGUUAUUAGGUUGUUGCUUAGAGACAGAAGUGCCUUUACUAGUUUAUGAGUUCAUCAGCCGUGGAACUCUUUCUGAGCAUAUUCAUAAGGAAAUCAAAGGAGCAUCACUAUCAUUGGAUUUACGACUGAAGAUAGCAGCAGAAACAGCAGGUGCACUAGCAUACUUACACUCAUCCAUUUCCAUGCCAGUCAUUCACCGAGAUGUUAAAUCAUCGAAUAUACUAUUGGACGAAAAUUACACAGCAAAAGUGUCAGAUUUUGGAGCUUCACGAAUGGUUCCUCUCGAUCAAAAUCAACUAUCAACUUUAGUGCAAGGGACACUUGGAUACCUAGACCCUGAGUACUUGCUUACAAAUCAGCUAACAGAAAAGAGUGAUGUUUAUAGCUUUGGAGUUGUCCUUGUGGAGCUGAUAACUGGUAAAGUCGCACUUACUUUGGACCGCCGUGAGGAAGAAAGAAGCCUAGCAAGCUUAUUUGUUCGUUCAAUACAGGAGGAUCACUUGAAAGAAAUUAUUGAUGAUGACAUAGUUGAUAAUGAAAAUGUUACUCAAACACUGAGAAGUAUGGCUAAUCUUGCGAAAAGAUGUUUGAGACUAAAAGGGGAAGAAAGGCCAAACAUGAAAGAAGUAGCCACAGAGCUGGAUGGAAUGAGAACUAUAAUAAUGCAUUUAAAUGGUCAAGCUGAUUUCGGUUCAGAAGAGACUGAGAAUUUGGAAACUGGUGAAGGUAACUAUGGUCUUAGUAGUGCAAUUACUAGUACAACUAGUUGGUAUGACAGCAUGCAAAAGCAAAUGUUGAUGCCAUAUGAUGAUGGAAGAUAA
Messenger RNA from Argentina anserina (silverweed cinquefoil), 2791 nucleotides. Its product is annotated as wall-associated receptor kinase 2-like. The record is from RefSeq and is a predicted model, not a curated record. Gene Ontology annotation, cellular component: plasma membrane. Lineage: Eukaryota; Viridiplantae; Streptophyta; Magnoliopsida; Rosales; Rosaceae. The transcript has 3 exons. Bases 530 to 2791 code for a protein of 753 amino acids. Gene Ontology annotation, biological process: cell surface receptor signaling pathway; protein phosphorylation. Gene Ontology annotation, molecular function: protein serine/threonine kinase activity; ATP binding; polysaccharide binding.